CCGUCGGGGUAGCGCGUGUCUAUGGAGCAGGGUAUUGACAAAACGUCGCGUCUCCUCGCUAUGGAGCAGAGUGGCGAAAAAACGUCGCCUCUCAUGGCUAAGGACGAGCGUGUUGUCGUCCUGCCAGGGAACGGAAAGAUCCUAAUACGCGAGGAUACAAUACUGACUAAUCUACAUGGUUGUGCGGGGUGUGGAAGAGCCCAGUUCACGUGUUCAGGGAUAAAGAAUCAGUGGUCCGUGUUGUGUUGGGGCCAGCAGACUGACAGAAGAUAUUAUUGCUUAAUAACAGUGUUAUCAGCGACUUUCGUUCUCAGUCUAUUGGGCACGAUAUUCUUCUGUUUCACUGACACAAUCAAUGAUGCUAUUAUAUCGAACAUGGCGAUACGUAACAACUCGAUAGCAUAUUCCAUGUGGAGGAGGCCUACAGUAAAACCUCUGAUGAAGGUCCACCUUUUUAAUUACUCCAAUUGGCAGAGGGUCAGAGAUGGUCUGGAUAAAAAGCUGCAUCUGGAUGAUGUUGGACCUUAUGUGUAUUCACAGCAGCUAGAAAGGGUGAACAUCAAGUUUGAAGGAGACCUUCUAACAUAUCAAGAGAGGAAUAAUUUUCAGUUCCUCCCUGAAAAAAGUACAGGGGCUCAUUUUGACCAAGUUUUUGUGCCAAAUCUUCCGUUGCUGGGUGUAGUCGCGAAAUCUGUAAGUUUACAGUACUUUGGACAAAUAGCGCUUAAAACAACGCUUUCCACGUUUGCCAAUCAUAAGGAUGCUUUUUUGAAGUUGCCGGUACAAAGGUUUCUAUGGGGAUAUGAUGAUAGUAUAAUAGAUUUAGCCAAACCAGUCCUCAGUUUACAAGGACAAUUAAACUUUGACAAAUUUGGCCUUCUUGUAACUAAAAACGGCACAGUAUCAGACAGACUAACAAUAAACACAGGAGAGAAUGAUAAGGAUAAAAUGAAUAUUCUGGAAAAACUCAACGGCGAUAGACAACUCAAGCACUGGGGAAGCACCGAAUGCAAUAGAAUAGAUGCGUCAGACGGAACGAUAUUCCCGCCCUCCAUGUUGGAUAAGAAAGACACACUACAUGUGUUCUACGCGAACCUUUGCAGACGACUACCCUUCAAUUAUGUUAAGGAUGUUGAGAUAGCAGACGGCAUCCAACUCCUCCGCUACAGAAUGCCGGACACAGUGUUCGACGACCCCGCGCACUUUCCGCCGAACCAAUGUUAUUGCGAAAUUGAUACCGGCGAGUGUCCGCCGAGAGGGGUUAUAAAUGUUACUGCUUGUGCUAUGGGAGCCCCCGCCCUAGCCUCAUUCCCACAUUUCCACCUCGGAGACCCAUCAUUACGGAAACCGUUUACGGGGCUGAAUCCGAACCCGGAACUACAUGAAUCGUACUUGGAUGUACACCCUACACUGGGAAUCAGUUUGAGUGGGAAAUCUAGCUUACAAAUAAAUAUUCAAGUAAGAAAAACGAAUCUGUAUCCAGCCUUGAGUUUCUUAGAAGAUGGAUUGAUAUUACCCGUGGCGUGGAUUGAAAUGACAGUGGAAGAAUUACCAGACAGCCUCCGAUCUCUAGUAUACCACGGCACAUAUUCAACAGCAGCAGCCCAACUCGGUUUAACCGUAUUCUGCGUACUAACACUCGUUUUAUCCGGCCUAAGUUUAUUCAUUUUAUUAGCAACACGAAGAAAGAAACCGUGCGCCACACUGAAAAUUGUUCCCGCGGAAACUGAACUGUUUAGAAAUUAUACAGAUGAUAAAAUUAACGUGAAUUAAAAAUAAAAUAGUUUUCGACCAGUGUUUUGAAAUUUGAAUUUCGUGUUGACGUGUAGCUUAGGUAUGUUUGAAUUUCGUGCAAAUUAAAAAAAGUAGAUGUCAAUGUCAGUUAUUUAAAAAAACAAAUGCACUACAAUUUUAUUUUUGUAACCAAAAUAAUUUUCGAUUUAUUACAGACUGAUGAUUUAGUUAA
This is a messenger RNA of Colias croceus (clouded yellow), 1966 nucleotides long. Its product is annotated as scavenger receptor class B member 1-like. The record is from RefSeq and is a predicted model, not a curated record. Gene Ontology annotation, molecular function: scavenger receptor activity. The transcript has 12 exons. Gene Ontology annotation, cellular component: cytoplasm; membrane. The coding region runs from base 22 to 1773 and encodes 583 amino acids. Lineage: Eukaryota; Metazoa; Arthropoda; Insecta; Lepidoptera; Pieridae.